This is a messenger RNA of Pantherophis guttatus, 2219 nucleotides long. NCBI's taxonomy places the organism in Eukaryota, Metazoa, Chordata, Lepidosauria, Squamata, Colubridae. The record is from RefSeq and is a predicted model, not a curated record.
UGUAAAACAAAUCAAUGAAAAUCCCCAGAUUCUACCCAAUGUCACGCUGGGCUUCCACAUUUUUAACAGCCAUUUUAGUCCAGGCUGGACUUACUUUGCCUCAAUGUUGCUGCCUUUCACUCAGGGAAAAUUCAGCCCUAACUACAAGUGUGGGGUCCCAAAAACUUUGGCUGCAGUCAUUGGUACACCUGACAUCGCUCUUCACAUGGCAACUCUAUUGCACAUCUACAAAGUUCCUCAGUUGACCUAUGGCUCUACUCCAGUCAUGGAUAAAGAGACUCAAUCAAUUUUCUUCCAACAAAUGUUUCCAGAUGAAUCCCAUCAACGUAAAGGCCUCUUGCAGCUACUGCUGUGUUUUAGAUGGAUCUGGAUUGGAAUUCUUGUUGUAAAAGAUGAGAAAGGAGAGAAAUUUGUCCAGGAGAUGAUUCCCACAUUUUCUGAGAAUGGCAUCUGUGUUGAAUUCAUAGUAGAGUUACCAAAUGUAGCUUUUUACAGUGACUUUAUUGAUACUAUGGAGGAAGGAUUACAUAUCUACCAUGUUCUCAUGAACAGCACGGCCAAUGUAAUAAUCUUAUAUGGUGAAAUUCAGUCCUUAUCAGUUCUGAGAACUUUCCUCCAGUAUUCUGAAGUGGAGGAUAUACCAAGGAAGAAUAAGAUUUGGCUUAUAACUGCUCAGACAGAUUACACAUCAAUGUCUGUUCAUAAAUCAUGCAAUAUCAGUUUCCUACAUGGUGCUUUAUCCUUUGCAGUUCACACAAAGAAAGUACCAGAAUUCCAGGAAUUUCUUCAGAACUUAAGUCCAAACAACAAUCAACACGAUCAUUUUCGGAAAGAUUUUUGGGAACAGGCAUUUGAUUGUUUCUUUGCAAACUCAAAAAUGGAGAAUUCAAAAAUUGAGACAUCUGGGAAGAAAUGUACUGGGCAGGAGAGGCUUGAGACCCUUCCCACAUCUGUGUUUGAAACACGCAUGAGUGGACAGAGUUACAAUAUUUACAAUGCAGUCCAUGUUGUGGCACAUGCUUUGCAAUCUUUGUAUUUAUCCAAAUCCAGGGGAAAAACAAUAAAGAAAGAAGGAAGGAAACAGUUUCACAGUCAAGUGUGGUGGGAGGUAAGUCUGUAAUUAGAGUGCAGAAACCACCAUAUCUGUAGCUGCAACAUCUGUCAGUAAACUCUAGCAAACAAUAUUCUCUAGGGAUAUUGACAUUAAGUCUGAAAGCAGUACAACUGAAUUGAAAAAAUAACUGAAAUCUUUAACGAUAACAAUAAACAUACACAAUAAAGAUAUACUAUAAAUUGGUUUAAUAAGUGUGCAUACCUUACUGUAAGUGGGGUUAUGGCUGUGUUCAAAUUAACCAAUCACAUUCAAACUGAUGGAAACUAGUAGUCAGUACAUACCUGCAUCAAUUCAAAUGUCUCUAAUCUAGCUUGUAUAAAGUCCAGCUGUUCUAGUAGGAUUUUUCUGACACUUACUCAGUUGCCUCUUACAGGAAAAACUAUGAUCUGCAAAGAGCAUAAAAAACAUCAAAGAGAUCUCAUUGUAGGAAGGUAUCAGUCAGAAGAAGGGUACAAAAUAAUUUCUAACGUAUUGGAUGUAUCGUAGAACACAGUGAAGGCAGUCACCAACAGGUGGAGAAAAUAUGGCAUAACAGUGCCAUUACCAAGAGUUAGAUGUCCCUCCAAAAUUAAUGAAAAAAACAGAAGAAAACUGGUCUAAGAGUCUGCGAAGAGGCUUACAAAACAUUAUAGGAGCUGCAGGAAUUUCUGGCAAGUACUGAUUGUGUUUUAUAAGUGAGGUGGAGAGAAUUAUGAACAGUUCCAAAUAUCAGUCAAUUUUGGCACAAAUACUUCAGACUUCUGCUAAAAUGCUGAAGAUGAAGAGGGUUUUCACCUUUCAAUAUAUACUAUGCCCCAAGGCAUACCUUCAAAUCAGCAAAAGAAUAGAUUCACCAGAAGAAGAAGAACAUUUUGAAAUGACCAAGAUAGACUCUAGAUCAGAAUCAAAUUAAAAAUCUGUGGACUGACCUGAAGAGGGCAAUGCCCAGGAGAUGUUCUUUCAAUAUGAUGCCUUUGCCAUAUGAAAUAUUUGGACUGCUUUGGCAAGGAAGAGUGGGCAUAAAUUGCCAAGAUAAGAUGUGCCAUGCUGAUAGGUUCCUACCGCAAAAAACUGAAUCCUGCCAUAAAAUCAAAAGGUGCUUCAAUAAAAUAUUAGUUUAACAGUG